Molecule: messenger RNA, 576 nt
Organism: Angiostrongylus costaricensis
Lineage: Eukaryota; Metazoa; Nematoda; Chromadorea; Rhabditida; Metastrongylidae
Source: the annotation of a GenBank genome assembly
AUGAAAAUACGUUUCCAACGUGGAGAUGGUGAUGAGGAGGCAUCGGACACUCGGUCCAAUAAUCCUAUACCUGAUCAGGAACGAUUCCUACCAAUUGCGAACGUUGCACGAGUUAUGAAGCGUAUGAUUCCUAGCAGCGGGAAAAUAGCAAAAGAUGCCAAGGAAUGUGUUCAAGAAUGUGUUUCGGAGUUCAUAUCGUUUAUAACAAGUGAAGCUAACGACAAAUGUUUGAGUGAGAAAAGGAAGACAAUAAGUGCUGACGAUCUUCUUGAUGCUAUAACGAAUAUGGGGUUUGAUAAUUACGUGGCACCAUUGCAAUUAUUUCUUGAGAGUACGUCCUCGAGUAGUACUCCAGUUGUAAUUUCUGGAGGUCUUAGUGGAAUGUCGGUGACGGCAUUGCAACAACAACCUAUGCAGAUUUACGUCGAUCCAGUCAGCAAACAGCACUAUAUGGCGAUUGAAAGUGGGUUCAGAUUUUUUGGCAGAUCCAUGCAUUACUUAUCGUACAGUUUUCGUUUGCCUCGAGGUAUCUGUAGGCACAACCGUUUCCAUGUGAGAACACAAGCGAUGGUUUGA